This is a messenger RNA of Erigeron canadensis, 2112 nucleotides long. Its product is annotated as putative F-box/FBD/LRR-repeat protein At4g00315. The record is from RefSeq and is a predicted model, not a curated record. The coding region runs from base 325 to 2112 and encodes 595 amino acids. Gene Ontology annotation, molecular function: protein binding. NCBI's taxonomy places the organism in Eukaryota, Viridiplantae, Streptophyta, Magnoliopsida, Asterales, Asteraceae. The transcript has 4 exons.
UGCUCCUUUAUUGAAAUAUUUGAGGAUGUAUCUACAAAUUAAUCAUGUGCCCUGGACUCAUAUCUUUUUACUUUUAUCACAACCUUUACAAGCACUAAUUAUAUAAUAUUUUUAAACAGGCUUGAAACUCAGAAAUCUGGAAGCACCAGCUAGGAAUUACAAAACGACGUAUCCAUUACUGCAUAAAGCCAUUAACUCGCACUAACAUUCGAGCGGCAAAGAACCACCUAGUCUAUUCUAGUAUUCUAUAGAGUUUUAUAUUAAUAUAAACCCCUAUCCCUUUCAGUUUAUGAAGCUGAAAGACGAAAAAGGUGUAUAGAGAAAAUGGACUUUGAUCACGAGAAUGUUAGACUGGUUGUGAGUGAAGAUAGAUUGAGCAGUUUGCCUGAUGAACUUAUUCAUAAAAUCCUCUCUUGUAUUGAUGACACCAAGUUUGUUGUUCAAACAUGUUUGCUGCUGUCUCCAAGAUGGAAGCUUCUCUGGAAGUCAUUGCCUUGUCUCAGCUUUGUUAGUCGUCGUUUCCCUACUAUACGUAAAUUCUCCAAGUUUGUGACAAAUGCUCUUUCUCGUCGCAACAAUCACGUGGAAGUGUCUUCGGUAAAGCUAGAUUAUGAUGGAGCAGCCAGUCAAGCUUUUGUGAAAAAGAUUGCAAAUUAUGCUUUUUCUCACAAUGUCCAAGAAUUAAUUGUCAUUAGCUGGCCCAAAAACUACUAUGAAUACCCUCCUUGCCUCUUUAGCUCUACAUCUCUAAAGCAUUUCACUUUUAGCAGCAAACUACUUAGAUCUGACUUUACACCUAAAAUACCUAAGACACCUUGGAACUUUCCCGCCUUAACUACUUUGAAUCUCAGUGAAAUCACAUUGUGUGAGGAUGAGCGUGAAUACCUUGAUCUUUUCUCCAAGUGUGUGAACUUGAAGAACCUUUCUUUGAAUACUGUCAUUGUCGAGGCUAAGGUAUUUGACAUCAUUACCCCUCGACUUUCCAGUCUUGUGCUUAUGGACGUCAGGCGUUCACCUGUUAUCAAUGUGAUUGCACCUCAACUAGAAAAUCUCACUAUAAGUGGUUGCUCAAUCAAUCACUUGGAUGCGGCACCCGGACUUUCAUCUUUUGCUUACACAGGUUACGGUCCUCCUAAGUGGUUUAAAGGUCGUUUCCGUUCUGUAAACAAGGUGAGUGUCUGUUUGUCCUUCCAUCGUUCAAACAAGUUGUAUGAUGAGGGAGAUGCUCGUGAGACUAUUAGCAUGCUUCAAGAACUCCAAAGUGCCAAAUUUCUUAUGCUUAACUUUGACAUUGUUGAGUGCCUUUCCGCAUAUCCACAUUUGCUGUCACAUCUUCCUUCACCUUUUAGCAACUUGAUUUGCUUAAAUAUAGACUCCAAGAUGAGGUCGGAUGCAUACAAAGUAAACGUGUCUACCGAAGCUAGAAACUUCUUGCUUGAGAACUCUCCAAGUGCCACUUUCAUCAUGGAUAUACCCGAGGAACCACCUACAAAAGCAAUGAUUGCAAAACAGGCUAGGGAGACGAAAAGGGCCAAAUUGAUUGCUGACAUUGAUAAUUGUAUGAAAGAAUUGCAAACGGAACUAGAACAGCAGAAUAUGCUGCCUGCUGAGAGAGAAGUGGCAAAAGAAAAGGCCAAACUAGGUGUUGAGAAACUGAUGGCAGAACUUCAAGAAAUAUUGGUCAGGAAAAGGCUGAUGGAGAAUGAGCCUGGGAAAGAAAUGGAAUCUGUUGAGAUUUAUAAGUUAGCGGCUAGAAUGAUGGCACAAAUUAUAGCUUGUUUGGAAGAGAUAACUCGUUUGAUUGAGCAAGAUUAUGACAACGCUCACGUCAUCAGCUCAAAAAAAGUGCGGGUCAGAUCAUUGUUGGAAGCUAUGCCUAAGCGACAAAAAGCAGAAAUAGAAGCACGCUACUCUCACCAGCUCGAAGAAACAGAAUCAAUGUGUAAUCGUCUUACCUCAAAGUAUCGUGACAUGUGUUCCUAUUUACAGAAAACCAUGGAUGUUUUUAAAGAAGUUGCGUCUGAUUACAACUCAACAUUUCACAUCAUUUCUAGUAGGGCACUUCCCCUGGUAUCACAGUUGUCCUCUUCUUCAACAAGUGUAAGUUUCUGA